Molecule: messenger RNA, 925 nt
Organism: Megachile rotundata (alfalfa leafcutting bee)
Lineage: Eukaryota; Metazoa; Arthropoda; Insecta; Hymenoptera; Megachilidae
Gene: Saysd1
Product: SAYSVFN motif domain containing 1
Source: RefSeq, a predicted model, not a curated record
CAUGCGCAGAAUGAAAACUCGUUCGACGAUAAUAUUCCUUCAUGAAUGAAAAUAUAUUAUCUGUGACCGAAGGAAAUUUAAAUGUAGAAUAGACAAACUUCACGAGGUUAAUUUUACACGUGUGCCAGUUUUUAUUAAACCAAUCAAAAGACAUAAAAAUAAUGCAAGUACAAUAAACAAUUAUUCAAUUUGCAAAAUGGAAUUAAUCUUGGAUUUCCUUGAUGAGGCUAAUGACCACAACAAUCGGCGUUCAUAAAUGCAAAUAAUCAACCAAUUUUCCCGAUAUUAAUCGCAUACAUAUGGUCCGUAACGUGCUUGACGAGAAACAAGUUAAUAUCUGUAUUUAUUAUGGAUGGAAUUAGUAUAAAAGACAAACUAGAAGCUUAUAGACGUCAAAAACGCAAAGCAGAAAUGACGGAAUCCAUUAAAUAUGCGAUAAACAAUGUCUUACCGUGGAAUGGAAAUAAAACCCCUACGGAUUCUACGGUGUUACUAGCGACUAACGACGUUGAGAUUAAAAGUUUACAGGAUGUCGAAGAUGUGGAAAGCAAUUCUUCAGAUGAUAGUACAGACCAAUCUCAGUGUUCUGUACUAACAGCAGUAACGAAUCUCCUCUACUUUCUUCUGUGGGUUACUUUAUAUGUGAUUGCGAUCAAAUAUGAAUUUGGAGCAAUAUAUUUUAUUGUAUCGAUGUUGAUAUUUAUUUGGUUGAAUACUGGUACAAAAAAAAAGAAACCAGGUGAACUUAGUGCAUACUCUGUGUUCAAUCCAGACUGUAAACCUAUAGAAGGAACACUUGAUGCUUCGCAACUUGAAAAAGAAAUACGAUAUGGUAUAGCAAGCAUACACUAACAUAAAACUUUUAAAUUCAUCUUAUUUAUCACAGGCAGAAGUAAUACAUAUUUUGUACUUCUUUUUAUGUACA